Messenger RNA from Teleopsis dalmanni, 1468 nucleotides. RefSeq names its product proliferation-associated protein 2G4. The transcript has 9 exons. NCBI's taxonomy places the organism in Eukaryota, Metazoa, Arthropoda, Insecta, Diptera, Diopsidae. Bases 1 to 1200 code for a protein of 399 amino acids. The record is from RefSeq and is a predicted model, not a curated record.
AUGGCAGACGUUGAAAAAGAGCCAGAGAAGACUAUCGCUGAGGACUUGGUUGUAACAAAAUAUAAAUUAGCUGGAGAAAUAGUCAACAAAACUUUAAAAACCGUAGUGGGACUGUGCGUUGCCGGAGCGUCUGUCAGGGAUGUAUGUACGCAGGGCGACAAUCUUAUAAUCGACGAAACUGGCAAAGUAUACAAAAAAGAAAAGGAUUUGAAAAAAGGAAUUGCAUUUCCAACUUGCAUAUCUGUAAAUAAUUGUAUAUGUCAUUUUUCACCGACAAAAAAUGAUCCCGAUCAAACCUUGAAAGAUGGCGAUGUUGUUAAAGUUGAUUUGGGUGCACAUAUUGAUGGAUUCAUUGCUGUAGCCGCACAUAGUUUAGUUGUUGGUGCCUCAAAUGAUACAAAAGUUACUGGACGUAAAGCUGAUGUUGUGCUAGCGGCUUACUGGUCUGUACAAGCAGCGCUGAGGUUACUUAAAUCGGGAAGCAGCAAUAAUACUAUCACUGAAGCUGUUCAAAAAGUAAGCGAAUCCUACGAGUGUAAGCCAAUUGAAGGAAUGCUUAGUCAUGAAUUGAAACAAUUCAAAAUUGAUGGUGAAAAAACUAUAAUACAAAAUCCAAACGAAAGCCAGAAGAAGGAGCAUGAGAAGUGUACAUUCGAAACCCAUGAAGUAUAUGCUAUUGACGUAAUUGUCAGUACAGGAGAAGGCAUUGGACGGGAAAAAGAUACUAAAGUCGCCAUUUAUAAGAAAACAGAUGAAAAUUAUAUGCUUAAAAUGAAGGCGGCGCGUGCUCUCAUAGCUGAAGUUAAAUCAAAAUAUGGAAACAUGCCAUUCAAUAUACGACAUUUCGAUGAAGAGACUAAAGCGCGAAUGGGUGUUGUAGAAUGUGUUUCGCAUAAAAUGAUUGAACCCUUCCAAGUACUCUAUGAAAAACCCUCUGAACAUGUUGCACAGUUUAAGCACACAGUCCUACUCAUGCCUAAUGGUGUCAACUUGGUAACCGGCAUUGAAUUCCCUGAUAACUUUUACAAAAGCGAACACAGUAUUGCCCAGGAUGACCUCAAGGAACUUGUUAAUACGCCACUUCAACCGAGCAAAAAAGGCAGGGGUGCUGCAAAGAAAAAGGCCGCCGCUGCAGCAGAAAAUGCUGAUCCGGCAACAACGAAAGUGGAGACGGCGCCAACUGUAGAAACCAAAGCAUAAAUUUCUACAAAUUUGCCUGUUGAAAGAAAAUAUCGCGUGAAAGCAAUAUUCACAACAAACAAUAUCAACACAGCCAACUUUGAAACAGUUUAAAUUUUAAAUAGUCAAGACCUAAGGGAUGGAUAUCCCUUAUCCGUUAAUCUUUAUUUUCUAAAAAAAAUUGGUAGUUAUUUUUAUAUAUUGAUGAAAAUUUAAAAGUUUUUAAAUGUAAAUGUUUAACAGAUUAUUGCAAAAAAAGUAACAAUCUAAAAAAAAAACCUUAAUGGUU